AAAGUGCACGGACAACAGACGCUGUUUGGACACCUUCAGGCCCAGGAUGGCUCAUGAGAAGAGAUUUUCUAAAAUUCCCAUGUCCAAGCGCAUGCGAGACCUCUGUAAAGAGGAAGACUACGCUUUCUUAAACAGCCAGAGAGAUCCGGACCAGAGUCCAGAGGAAAGCAAUUUUCCUGAAAGUCAAAGUCAGAAGACACUAGAGGAGAGGGACCGCCGUCAACACGAGCGAGAGCUGCAGAGACAAGAGAAACAACGUGUGAUAGAGGAACAGCAGAAGGAGAAAGAGGAGAAGUGGAAAAGUCAUGUAGCCGAGCUAGCGGUCAAACAGGAGGCCAUCCACGCCAGACUGCACAGACUGCGAGAAUUCAGGGACUUCCAGAAAAAGGUCCUGCUCCAGGAUUUGGGCCCGGAUGCCGGUUCGGCAGACAAAACUAUCAACCACCUCCUGAUGAGAUUCUAAGGGUGUUUACUACACAUUGAACAAACGACUAAACUGUCUCCACCCAAUCUGUCCGAAUGUUUAAAAUGCUAACAGAGCGGCUGUAUAUGAUACACUGCAGGUGCGGAGCGGGUCUGACACCUUCUAAAGAUCUGUUAAUAUUAGGCUGUUUAAAAGACCGUGUCUAAGAAUAACCUGAGUGAAAUCUUAUCUCCACGUCAUCUUCAAAGACGCUAACCGGAUUGAAACUCUUUGUCAAAUGACAAUAGGGCGAGUUACGGCUCAUUCAACGUUCGAAAUGAUUUAAUAACAAACUCGCUGACUG
Triplophysa rosa is the source of this 767-nucleotide messenger RNA. RefSeq names its product PSME3-interacting protein. The transcript is spliced from 6 exons. The record is from RefSeq and is a predicted model, not a curated record. The coding region runs from base 47 to 463 and encodes 138 amino acids. NCBI's taxonomy places the organism in Eukaryota, Metazoa, Chordata, Actinopteri, Cypriniformes, Nemacheilidae.